UUUGACACUUUUGGAAGAUUCCAACAAGAAAUCAUACGGUGUUCCAGGCACUGAGAUGGAGCCUCAGGACCAAAGACGCCCUGAGCCACCCCCUCAUCCCUGUGUCUCUCCCGUGGUGACUUCACCUCCACAAACCGCGCCUGCACUGGUCCGUGGCCACCGGCUGCUCCUGGUGCAGAUGGCCGUGCUCCUGAGGAAGCAGCUGCUCUGCACGUGCAGAACCUGGAAGAGCACGGCCUGUGACCUGCUGCUGCCCGUCCUCUUCGUGGCCUUGGCCAUGGGCUUGUUCAUGGUGCAGCCUCUGACCACUGACUACCCUCCCCUCCAAAUGACACCAGGCCACUAUGAGAGGGCAGAGAUGUACUUUUUCAGUAACAAAACUAACAUCGACGUCAACAGCAACAAUCACAGCAGCAGUAACAGCAGCAGCAGCAGCAGCCAAAGGUGUUUCUCAGCCGAGUUGGAGGCAGGGACAGAUGCCAUCCCAGGCUGGGACUGA
Molecule: messenger RNA, 499 nt
Organism: Cavia porcellus (domestic guinea pig)
Lineage: Eukaryota; Metazoa; Chordata; Mammalia; Rodentia; Caviidae
Product: ATP-binding cassette sub-family A member 13-like
Exons: 3
Coding region: 56-499 (147 amino acids)
Source: RefSeq, a predicted model, not a curated record